Messenger RNA from Penicillium waksmanii, 2226 nucleotides. RefSeq lists its product as uncharacterized. Gene Ontology annotation, molecular function: protein binding. The transcript has 2 exons. The record is from RefSeq and is a predicted model, not a curated record. Lineage: Eukaryota; Fungi; Ascomycota; Eurotiomycetes; Eurotiales; Aspergillaceae. Bases 1 to 2226 code for a protein of 741 amino acids.
AUGUUUGCAUUCAACAUCAGUUCCAUGGAAGGAGGCGGCUCUCAUAUCUUGCCGUCGGAAAAGGGCCUGAAACCAAUGGUUGACUUGAAGCGCUCCCUCGAAGAUAGAAGCCGAGCUCCUCCAAAUUUCACGCUCGCAAGAGCUUUCCAGCUCUUCUUUUCUACCCGGGUGGAAACUCCAGGCUCAAUUAAUUUGUUCCAAGCACGACUUCUCUCGAUCACAUGGAAGCAUAUGAAGGCCCAGCAGAACGAACUGGACGAGAAGGAAUGGGACAAGGUUUUCUCGAUUGAGAGUCUGGAAAGGAUGCUAUUUGUGCUGUCUGAAUCAGACUGUCUUCCUGAGGCGCGUGAUACCAUGCUCAAGAUCGCUCGCUUUGCCUACCUCGAACUAUGUGCCGAUCAUGGAUUUGGUCCCAACACGAUUAGCCGACCUGCCCUUCUCCUUUAUAUCAACCUUUUGUCAGUCAACGGGAAACCCGAGGAGGCUCGACAGGUGAUAAUUAAUUUCGGAGGUCAAUUUCGCGGCGCCAAACCGUCGCCUUGGUUGACGGUCUUGAAGGGAGUUGCCAUGAAGGAUGACAGGCCCCAGCUGCGUAAGAUUACGCAAGAACUCGAUCAAUAUGGGGUGAAGUUUGAUCAAUCUUCUCAGGAAGAGUUGAUUAACAUCCUUGUCGCCCAGGGAUUGUUCAGUGCGGCCCAGACCAUCUUUGAAUGUCCUCUCGCCGGCAACGGCGAGCCCUCUAUCGCCGCUAAGAUCGCUGUCGUCAAAUCUGCAAUUCUACACUCGCAACUUGACUGGGCUAGGCCCAUCUUUCACUCUCUGCCCCAAGGCCCGACCCCCGAGACUGCUGGUAUUAACCUUCUCUGGGAGGCCGCUCAGGGCAGCAAUGCAACUUUGCUUGCCAAAAAGGUCAACUCCUGGACAUCCAAAAACCCUCACCUCAAAAAAGCGAUUACAAUUUCGGACUUCAAUGCGCUCAUUGAGUAUGCCAAUGCUGUUCAAAACCCUCAGCUGGUUAUCGACCUCGAAGAGCAAUCCGAGAAGUGGGGUCUCGUCGCCAACGAGCAGACCUAUCUACUCCAACUGGAAUCGGCAGUCAAUUCCAACGAUGUGCAACGGACACUCAAGAUUCUUGAAUCUACUAUUGACCCUAGCACUCUAGCGAGUGAUCACCUUCCUCUUGCCAACCGGCUCAUCAUUAUGCUUUGUGCCUCAAAGCAAAGCGGUGCUCUUUUUGAACGAAUUUCAGCUCUCCUGGACCCGCUUUUUCAAGAUCACGUCCGUCUUGAACCACAAACCGUCACUGCACUUACGCGCAUGCUUCUCUACCGUCGCGACUUUGGCGCGGUAUCCGAACUACUUCGCCCACGGCUGGGCACUUUCGAUAGCGAAGGCAAGAGUUUGGUCCGCACUGCAUUGAUCGACUAUAUUAUGGAUCGCAGUCAGAAAGACGCCAACGUAUGGACCAUCUACGAACUGUUCAAGGUGGCUUUCCCCGAGACCGGCGUUAGCACCAGAACAGAGCUUAUGGGCUCCUUCUUCGACCGGAAUCGGAGCGACCUUGCGGCUUUGGUAUUCGGACACAUGCGCCAGGCCGAGGAUCUUACACGUCGACCUAAGCCCGAUACAUAUGCCAGAUGCCUGCAGGGAAUCGCUCGUGCAGCUGAUCAGAAAAACUUGGAACUGGUGCACAACAUGCUCAAGCUUGACCUUGAAGUCGAACUCAACACGCGCAUCUUGAAUGGAUUGAUGCUGGCGUACGCAGCGUGCGAAAUGCCGGAGAAGAGUAUGGAAAUUUUCAGACAAAUACUUCAGUCGGAUGAGGGCCCUUCGCACAAAACCCUCGCAAUCUUUUUCAAAGCUUGCGAGUCUCAUGCUGAUGGUACCCACGAGGCAAUGAAGAUGCUGAAGAAGAUCAAGAAGCUCGAUAUUGAGAUUGAUCGUCGUUUGUAUAGCUCUUAUAUCGAGGCGCUCGCUGCUCAAUGUGAUUUCGACCUGGCUACUGAGGCUAUUGAUAAUAUGGAAGCUGAGAUUGGAUUGGCCCCGACAAGCACGACAAUUGGUCUUUUCUAUAAUGCUUCACUUUCCCAAUACUCGAAAGACAAGAUCGAGGCAUGGGCUCGCGAAAAAUAUCCCGAUUUGUGGGCGCAUUUGUCCAAGACUAACCGCACUGACUGCGACGAGGGCCUAAAGUUCGAUGGUAUCACGAAUGAGACAUGGGUCUAG